AUGGAGAGCAAUGCGAAUGAACCUACCCCCUCGCCCUCUCACAAUGGCCUAAAGCUCUUCCCCCGGCCAAAGCGUAGCCGGACGGCCUUGAAUGAGGCAGAGAACGCACAUACUCACGAUGGGGGCUCAAGAGGCUUGACCCUCAACAUCCGGCCUUCGACAAUUAGCGGAGCCAGCCAUGAAGCAUCUCCCACAGCCCUCGCAAAGUUCAUUCCAGGCGCAAAAAAACGGCACCGGAAGAAGGCCAAGGACUCCCAUGACAAGAACUCAACGGAUCAGAGUGCUGGGCUUUCCGGAGGCUCCAAGGUAUCUUUGCAACGGUCGGAAGCCAGUGCGGAGCACCACGGCUCCGACCAUACCAGGGCUUCACUGACCGACGAUUCUGAGUCCGAGGUUUACUCCUCCCGGGUCUCUCGCGCAGAUAUCGACAUUGCAAGGCCCCCUUUGAUUACCGUUUCCGACUCAUCCAUCCUCGAUGGCCCUCAUGCUGUAUCCAGCGGGUCAACUGUUCCAGGUUCCGAUAGAGCCACAGACAGUCCCACCCCGUCAAUGGUUGGUUCAGAACAUGGCGGAUCCCAAGCUGGGCGUUCUACGACAAAAGGCAACGGGGGUUCCUCAACGGGGCGAAAGUUGAGGGAAGCUUUCAACCCACGGUCUUCCAAAGGGAACUCUAAUGCCAGCCCAGAUCGAGAGUCUGCAAAAUCGACGGAAAGUCAGGGCAGUAAGGGAUUGUCAGGAACCGGAGGCAGGAAAUCCAGUUUUUCAUCCAAGAAAAGCAAGAAUGCCCCGGAAGAUAUCCCACCAGUCCCGGUUCUCCAAAAGCAUGCUGAAAAUAGGCCCCCGACAAAACCCCAUCCUUUGCCAUCUGCCGAUACGACUCCUAGCACGCCGCCGUCAGGCACACAAAAUGCUCCAAUAACUACCGUUACUCCUCCCACUCCCACAGACCCUAGAUUCCGAGACGUAGGGGCUCGUCUUGUUGAGUCUCCAGAGUCCUCGACAAACGUUUCUACCCUUCCUCCAAAUGUUUCUACCCUUCCUCCAAAUGCAGUUGUUAGCCCUUCUGGCAAUAUGAUAUCUCAUCGCCGUGUACGUUCGGCAUCAGCGGCUCAUAAUCCGAGUAAACUCUCGACUUCAAUGACUUUACCUCCUACCCCUGGGGUUGAUGAGAAUAAGACCCCUGGCUCUCGGGCUACCCAGGGAAACUUCGGCACUGGAGCAGGAUUUUUCUCGUCAAUGUUCUCUGCUGCACAAAAUGCGGCGUCCACUCUUUCCAUUGGGUUGAAUCAAAAUCGUGGACGAACUGCUACGGACCCGACAGAGCCUGAUAGACAGUCCUUGCCGGAACGAGUAGAAGAAGAGUCUCAGUCACCGCAGGAAGAUUCUAAGCAGAAAAAAGAACUGGCUGUCAAUACACUUGGUAUGGGCGAUUUGGACUUCAGCCAUCUUGGUAUUGAGUCAUCACCAGGUGGGACGAUGAUGACCUCGGAUGGUCUUGUGUUUACGAGAUCCGAUCAGAUUGGACGUUCUAAAAAUGCGGUAUCACAACAAGAUGAACUUGCUGCCAGGAUCGAGGACCUUCGAGCUGCACGAGCCGUUUCUAUGGCAUAUGAGAAGCAGCCUACUAGUACAGCUUUGCCUGCUACUAUCGAUGAAGAUAAUCAAACAGAAAGCCGUCCUAGCAUACCGCCCGCUCAUAUCGCUAAAGAAAAUGCUGAUGAGCAGACAACGCCUGCUGCAAGUAUCAUCGACGGUGAGAUUCCCGAGCACAUUAAGCGUAGUGGGAGCUUACGUAGCCGUCGUGCGGCUCAUCGACAACGCGGGUCUUCGACGGCAACGGCUGCUACUGUUGGUGGCAUUGGUAACACCUUAGGUGCAACAGGCUCCAACUCAAGCGUUCCCCGUUUAACCGGUUUUGCUGUGGCCAGUAAGAAGAGGAACCGAGAUUUUCAUCAAUUAUUUCGGAGCGUUCCAGAAGAUGAUUACUUAAUUGAAGAUUACAGCUGUGCCCUCCAGCGUGAAAUUAUCCUGGCUGGCCGGAUAUACAUUUCUGAGGGGCAUAUCUGCUUUUCAAGUAAUAUUCUUGGAUGGGUGACUACUUUAGUCAUCGGCUUUGAUGAAAUAGUUGCGAUUGAGAAGGAAUCGACAGCGAUGGUGUUUCCGAAUGCAAUCGCCGUCCAGUCCCUCCAUGCCCGCCACACUUUCCGCAGCUUACUUAGCAGAGACUCUACGUAUGAUCUCAUGGUGAAUAUCUGGAAGAUCAAUCAUCCUACACUUAAAAGCUCUGUAAAUGGCACGCAAGUUGAUCAAGGAACCGGCGACAAGACCGAAAAGACGGAGCUCAGCGACGGUGAGACCGUUUCUCUCUCCGACGGGGAGGAUGUGUAUGAUGAGGAUGAAGAAGGCGAUAUGGCUAGUAACACCGAUGCAGUCGCCAGUGUUGCCGGUAGUGACAUUUCAGAGCCCAAACGAGUGAUCCGAAAAUCUUCAACUAUGCCACUUUCUGCGCUUGCGACCUCCAGACCAGCAUCUAUAGCAGAAACUGCUGAACCAAAGAUCAGCGAGAAACCAGGAAAUCUUCAAGAGCCACCAGCACAAUUUCCCGGUCCAAAGACGCAUUCUCCUACCGAAUUUACAGACCCCUCUGGGCGUUACGAUAGAGUUGUCAAGGAUGAGACAAUCCCGGCGCCGUUGGGCCAUGUAUAUUCGCUGGUUUUCGGUCCAUCUUCUGGUUCCUUCAUUUCAAAAUUUCUUCUGGAUCAUGAGAAGGUGAUCGACUUGCAGUUCGAGGAUGACAAAAAGGGGCUGACUGAGGAGAAUAAAACCCGAUCAUAUUCGUACAUCAAGCCGCUUAACUCUUCUAUUGGACCAAAGCAGACGAAAUGCACCACCGUCGAGCAAUUGGAUUUUCUGGAUUUAGAAAAAGCCAUUCUGGUGACUUUAACAACCCAAACGCCAGAUGUCCCAAGCGGAAAUGUGUUCUCAGUCAAGACAAAAUACCUUCUCACAUGGGCGCCGGGUAACUCUACCCGAUUUUUCAUGUCUUGCAAUGUAGAGUGGACAGGAAAGAGCUGGAUCAAAGGUCCUAUUGAGAAAGGGGCUAAUGAUGGGCAACUUGGCUAUGGAACAAAUCUCAUCAAGGUUCUCAAGGCCGGUGUUGCUCCUAAAGGUCGCAAGUCGGCAUCCAAGGGUAUUCCAAAGGGCAAAGGAAAACGAGUACGCACAACAAUGUCCGGUGCCAACCUUCACGAUGGCGAUGCCUCUAGGGCUGGUAAGAACUCAGGUGGCAAUUGGGGCCUUUUCGAACCCCUCAAGGGGCCCCUCUCCCCACUUGUAAAUCUAAUCAGGCCAAUUUGGAGCUCCAACGUUGCCAUAAUAAUUGGGUGCUGCUUAUUGUUUAUGAUGUGGUUCCGUACCCCUUCAUCUUCGUCAAUGUCCCUCCAUAACGUUGCUCUACAUCACCUUUCUGUCCCCGAAAGACUGCUCGCCUACGACGAACUAUGGGCAAAAGAGGAGAGCGAGCUAUGGAGUUGGUUAGAAGAACGCGUUGGUAUGGAUGGAUUCGCCCUCCCUGUUGCCAAUGUAGGCCCGUCCGGCUCAAAGAAACAGCAACAUAAACGCCACUUGAAAGAAGCCGAGUCUCGCUUGCGCGAUGAAAAGAUGUCUGAACGGGAGAUUACGGAUGCUAUUAGAGUGACACAACAACGGCUGGAAACGCUACAGAGAGUAAUCGAUAAACGGAAGGCCGAUCGCCAACAAACGGGAGACCAACCCCGGGCAACAAAAUAA
Molecule: messenger RNA, 3789 nt
Organism: Ophidiomyces ophidiicola
Lineage: Eukaryota; Fungi; Ascomycota; Eurotiomycetes; Onygenales; Onygenaceae
Exons: 3
Coding region: 1-3789 (1262 amino acids)
Biological process (GO): intracellular sterol transport
Cellular component (GO): endoplasmic reticulum-plasma membrane contact site; cortical endoplasmic reticulum; mitochondrion
Molecular function (GO): sterol binding; sterol transfer activity
Source: RefSeq, a predicted model, not a curated record